Molecule: messenger RNA, 5138 nt
Organism: Cataglyphis hispanica
Lineage: Eukaryota; Metazoa; Arthropoda; Insecta; Hymenoptera; Formicidae
Exons: 9
Coding region: 460-4869 (1469 amino acids)
Biological process (GO): proteasome-mediated ubiquitin-dependent protein catabolic process; protein linear polyubiquitination
Cellular component (GO): LUBAC complex
Molecular function (GO): ubiquitin-protein transferase activity; ubiquitin binding
Source: RefSeq, a predicted model, not a curated record
AUAGAACACCGACGUGAGUAUCUUUGUCGCCGGUUCGGCACCGACUACGCACGGUUUGACCGCAAAAUCCGCCGAUACAAUUCGCGUGCCUGCAUGUGUGUCGUUGUCCAAAGACAUCGUUGAGAUGCAUCUGACUCUAUCAUCGUUUAGUAAAGUCCGGUGAAUUCUACAGUGAACUAUUCUUCGGGUUGAUGAGGUGGAAGCUACCAGAAUAAAAAUCGAGAGAGAAGAAGAGAAAGGUGAAGAGGAGACGUGCCAAGGAAAUCUGUUCGGGCACGACCGUCGUUGUGCGAGACUCGAAGAUUUUCGUCGAGGUUUUUGGCUUUCGCAUGUAGCAGAACUGUGGAAGGAACUUAAAAGCACGUUUCGAGUGAAUCUAAAUAAAGAACUCUAUGCAGUGCGAGGGCUGAGGCGGGGGGGGGGCGCGUUGCCUCCCGAGAUAUGUGAGAGUGAGUAAGAAUGGUACAGCGAACUGCAUGCAAUAGCGAGAGCGCAUCCCUCAAUGGUGCACCGAACGGCGACCGUGAAGGAGAAGGAACGUCUGGUAUCGUCGCGACAGACGUGGUAACGCGAGAUACCGCCGAUGGCGAGGCAACUUCCUUGACCCGCGGUAGCGGAAACGGCAGGUUUUCCCUGUUCAGGUGGUUCAAAUUGCGAAAUCGCGAUUCAACCGUGGAGAAACGACGAAGAACGAGCGGGAGAUCGGACGAUGAGAUCGGCAUCGUCCGACGACGCAGCAGCGUCUACUCCAGCGUAGAGAGUAUAGACACCUUCUACAGCACCACUACGGUUCGCAGUUUUGCGUUUCACGCGGGAACGCUAGACCGUUGCAAUGUAUUGUCCCUAAACAUCCUCGGACAAGCUGCCGAAGUCGGCCCGUUUGCUGCGGGAGCCUCAAAAGUUGGUAACAAAGAGAAUAACAUAGCCGCCUGCACGUUACCGAUCAACGUGCACUCCAGGAGACGAGACAUCACUGCCAGAUACUCGCUGCAUCCGUCCACGACCUUCGCCUCGUGUGAAAACUUCCCGUCAUCCGAGAAGGGCUUAUUGGGUUCGUCAAGAAUCAAUUACAACGGAUCCGUACGGCGGCGGGUACACGUGAAGGGAAAACGGAAGGCGCCCAAUCCUCCCGCGGUAAUCAAAAUCGUGGAAGUCGAUGUACGCGAAACGCCCGCGAAGAAUAGUAAUAGGCGGAAACGACGAGCACCGCAACCGCCGGAAAAAGCGACCGCGGAAACUCGUUUCACCGAAGAGCAGUCGGAGUUUAUUAUCGAUGGCGGCAGCAUGGAACUGAAGAAUGUCGACGAGAGACAAUCGAUUAGCAACGACACGCUGGUUCUUCAAGGCGGUAUGCUGUUGUCAAAGAAGGAAGUUUGCGGCAGUCCAAAAGCGGCAAAAAACAACAAAGACGUCGAUGCUGGAACAUCCAGUGUUCGGAUAUCUCGGGAAAAGGCACAGAGUUCUAUCGGUGCUACCUUGAGCUCGGCUAUGCCGCGACCUUGGUAUAAGCGCAGCGUCUUCGAGCACUCUCGCGACUUCGGAUCAUCCAAGAAAGGAGGCACGAUUUUUCACGGUCCUACGACUUCCUGCGAAAUAAAGGAGAAGUCUAUAGGAACAAACAUGAAUCAUUCUGUUGAGUCUUCGUCGAGGUUAAACUUUUUUCAUCGCAGUGAUCGGCAAAGCGACGAUAAAAAACGACAGGAGGCUAAACGAAAAUCCGGUUUAUCUAUCCUGACGAACAUCAGUGAACUGGAUAAAGAAGCGGCAGCGAUCGUGCAGGAGGAACAGGCGCGAACUCGGGCAUCGAUGUUGUUGAAAACAUCAAAGUUUGUCGAUGACUUUGAAAACAGAAGCGAUGUUAAUGAGGAAAUCGUUCAGGAUAUAGUCACUUCGGCGAUGGAGAACUCAUCGCCUCGACGAGGCACACGUGCGCUGAUCUCAAAAUUCAACGCCAUCAGCAACAUCACUAAAGUCACGGUUAAUGCUAAUUUCUUUGCUAAGAAGGAUCAGUCAGAUUACAAACUCGAUCGCGAUGUAACAAGGAACAGCAGAUUCGAACAAAUCGGAGACUGGAGGAGUCAGAGAUUCUCGGCACAACAGAAUCUCGGCCAGAGUGUUCGUGUUGAUAAAGAUAUUUCUAGAUAUUUUUUGCCUCAGCAGAAUUCAUCGAAAAAUAAAAUAGAGUCGACGCAUACGAAUGUAGACGUCAAAAUCACCUCUAGCAAGGAACAGAACGAUCAGCUGAUGAAAGAAGCGUCUAAUAGAAUAUCACUUUUGCAAAGCCAGCUCGCUGCAAAUCGCGCGAACGAGACUCUAACUGUUCAGAAAGAUAUCGCGUUAUCGAUAGCGGAGGAAAAAAAAAGAUCACGACAAGAAAUCACCGAAGAAAGAAAAGACAGAGAAUCGCCGAGACUAAACAAUGAAACUAGGAAAUUUCUGCUGUCUCGUGCUCGUAACUUAGUUGAAAGCACGGAAAAUACGUUGGAUCCCGUCAGAGAAAAGGCGAAAGGAAAUGAAAAACGGUUGGAGGGGGUGCAGAAAGAAUUCUCGAACAUCUUCGACGAGAUCGAUCGACAGCUGCGUUCUAGAGAGUUCAAACUCGAACAGAAACCAGCAGUCAAAUCCGACAUCGUCAGAGACAAAGUUCCAGAGAACGAAGCUGUAUCGAGUAGAGUGGCUAAAGUACUCGAUAUUCUGGUGGAAGCUGAGAAGGAUGGUAAGACGAGAUCGGAGGUACAACUAGAAAGAUCGAUACAAGACAAGGAAACAUCGCGUUUGAUUAAUUCAAACCAGAAGACGAAGUCUGGUAAGACAAAAUCAACCGUCCUCAAUACUGUCGAGGAUCCGAUUACCGUAGAUUUGAAGGAGAUGCUGAAGGAGAUGAAGCACUCGUUACCGAAGCGGCCUAAACCGAGGAAGCCUAUGUCAAACGACGGUGACGUUCUCGAAAAGGUUGAGAAACACUCGGCCGUAUCUGCGAACAAGACCUCAUACGUUGCCUCGAUCACGACGACGAGAAUGGAAGCAACGUCGUCGAAUGAUUACGAGGCAGAUAAGCAAAAGGUGUCCUCGUCGGUCCAAACCAGUGGAAACAUCCGUAGAUUAAAUCAGCCUUCUACAUCCGCCGAGCAACCGUCUACGUCGGGUUGGAAACACGAAGACGUACUCUACAGAACUUCUGGCAAAGGCUCGGUCCUUGUCAAGAAUACUUUUCAACUGAUACGACCGCGCGAUUUCGCCGAAAUAGAAGCCACGAAAACCACGAAGGAGAUUAACAAGGAAAACACUUAUGCUAAUAUAAUAGAACCGUCACUAUAUGUCAAUGCUCACGUUCCUCCUGUCUCCUCGCCGAAACAACGAUCACCAAAUUCGACACGAUCGAAGGAUAUUUCGUUAAGUAAUCAUGUUAAAGCAUCGCCCAAUAUAAACGAAAGAAAAAUCACGCUGAACGACAAAGAAUUCACGGAAGAAGAAGACGAUAAUUCAACGUCCAAGAACAUGAAUACUCUGGCUAUAAAUCGAUUGCUAAGAAAAUUGGAAGGAGCCAUCGCGUCGGGCCAUCAUCAACAAGCAGCGGGAUUAGCGAAGGAAUUGGCAAGGCUCAAGAUCCAUUGUUCUGUAAUACGACAGCGUUCGGCGGCGCGUUUAAAAGAUCAGUUGAUUAAAGUCAAUAUGUACAUCGAAGACAAACUCGCUCACCAAGGGCCUAUACCGCUUCAGCUGCCGAUGAGAAUGACAGUAGCCGAGUUAAAGACGAAGAUACAUACGGAGUUCGAAAUACCUACGAAUGUACAACGCUGGAUCAUCGGGAAAAACUUGGCUGAUCAUGAUGAGGCCACCCUCGAUGAAUUACAAGCAGUAGAUGGUUCACCAGUGUUUCUUUAUCUCGUAGCACCCGAAUUGAAUAUGGACAAUGUAACGCAGACGAAUAAAACACCGCCCGCGGAAAAUAAAGUUGUUGAAGAAUUGCCACAAGAUAAUCCACCAACGGAAGUCUUACAGAUAACCGAAAAAAAUCAAGAAACUGUCGAGAAAGAGGAAAUAAUAUCGGCAAUAAAUGAGCAACAGCGAGAAAUGACGGAAACAGAGAUAUCGGAAGAUGUCAAGAUGGCACGAUACGAGGAAUUGAUAUCGUUGGAGAACUGGGAUGUGAUUCCGAAUUCCGAGCCAAUUGAAUGUCCAAUAUGCUUUGUUACAUACGGUCCGCGCGAAGGUGUAAUUCUGAGGGAUUGUUUACACAUGUUCUGCAGGCCAUGCAUCGCCAAUACGAUCGCAUACUGCGAGGAGGCGGAGGUGAAAUGUCCAUACAGAGAUGCAGAUUAUACGUGUGAAUCGACUCUUCAAGAACGCGAGAUCAAGGCGCUCGUCGAGCCGGAAGUUUAUCAGCAGCACCUUGCGAAAUCAAUCGCGCAAGCGGAGAAUAAUGCCGGAAAUAAAGCCUUCCACUGUAAAACGCCAGAUUGUCCUGGUUGGUGCAUUUACGACGAUGAUGUGAACAAUUUCCUAUGCCCCGUAUGCGGGGCCAAUAAUUGUCUCACUUGUCAGGUUGUUCAUACCGGGAAGAAUUGCAAACAAUAUCAGCAAGAGUUGCAACUUUCGAAAGAAACCGAUCAAGAAUCUAGAAGGACAGCUGCGAUGCUCAAGGAGAUGGUCGAUAAAGGUGAGGCACUUGCGUGUCCCACGUGUGCCGUCGUUCUUAUGAAAAAAUGGGGUUGCGAUUGGCUGGUGUGUUCCAUGUGCAAAACGGAGAUAUGCUGGGUUACCAGAGGACCGCGUUGGGGUCCAGGGGGUAAAGGGGACACAUCCGGUGGCUGCAAAUGUGGUGAAAAUGGAGUGAAAUGUCAUCCCCGUUGCAAUUACUGCCAUUAAAAAAUUACAACUGCCACGGCAAUAAGUAAAUGUGACAUUACGGUGAUAAUAAGAUAUCUUAAAUUACAUAUUAUUAUUUAUGUUAAAACAUGUGUUACAAAUUCGAUCGUGUGACAUGCCUUUCUUAUAUUUUUAAUAUAAGUUGGAACUUUCUGAUAAAUCAAUGUGCGAUAGAAGUUACACACUGCUUGCUCAAUAAUUAACUUUAUUGCGGCACUGUCUUCGAUGGAGAUUUGCAAGUGAGAUUUUAAUAAAAAGAAUAAUUUGUA